GUCCAUCCCAAGUUGGAAGGCGCGAACGAGGACAAGCUCUUGGAAGGAGGGGGGAUCUAGGCCUAGUCAAGCAGCUUCAGAACAUCUUCUCAGCCUCCCCGCCUCUGCAGUCUUCAACAGGAGGCCAUCGUCGGGUCACGCGACUGUCUGGGCACUUUCAUCUUUCUCCUCUCCCUCCUUUCCCUAGAAUAACAAAGGCCUUGUCCCCGGUCGCCCGCCAUCUAUACAGCCAGCACACCACAUCACAGGCGGCUCCCUCAUGCGCUAAGACGGUGUAUUGCAACUUCAGAUGACAGGACGGCCCAACUUUGCGUAGCCGAUACCACCACAUUCAUUCGCACACCUGAGGAGGGGGGAACUGUCCGCUGGCGAUCAUCUUGAAACUCCACAACAACCGACUCUCAGUCUCAUCACCCACCACCCGCCUCAGCUCACGCGACACCCCUUGCGCUCAGCCACGCGCUCAACUGCCACGACGCCUUGUCAAUAUGUCGCUGGUGCCUCUCGUGCUCUCCGUCCUUGCUGGCGUUGUCACCACACUCGUCGCCGCCUUGGGCAUUAACUUUGUCACGCGUUUGCUUCCAACCCGUUACCACGCGGCUGAGAACCCCAAAGAUGACCACAUCCAGAUCUUGGUGCUGGGCGACAUAGGCCGCAGCCCUAGGAUGCAGUACCAUGCCCUGAGUGUCAUGAAGCAUGGAGGAAAGGUCGACCUCGUCGGCUACAAAGAGACGGCUCGCCACCCGGACCUCGUCGGCAACGAGAGAGUUGCUCUAUACCCCCUGCCUCCCUUACCGACCGUCUUCAAAUGGAACACCUUGCCGUUCCUCAUCAAUAAGCCCGCCAAGGUGGUCUGGCAAGCCUGGUCCAUCUUCUACGUCCUGGCCUACACGGCGCCACCAGCCCGAUGGAUCAUCAUUCAGAACCCCCCGUCCAUCCCGACCCUGCACCUAGCUUUGCUCGUGUCUCUUCUGAGAGGAAGUCAUCUCCUCAUUGACUGGCAUAACUACGGCUGGUCUAUCAUGGCCACCGGCCGCAGCCAGAAGAACCCUCUGGUGUGGAUCUACAAGAAGUAUGAGACAUACUUUGGCAGAAUCGUGCCCACCGCCAAUCUCACCGUUACCGACGCCAUGGCCCGCCAGCUCAAAGAGAAGCCCUACAGCUUCAAGAAGCCCAUUUUCACCCUGCACGACCGUCCGGCCGAGGUGUUCCGACCCAUCGAGUCAUCCGAGUCAAGACUCGCUUUUCUCUCACGCCUCAAAGAGACCAAAGACGUCGCCCAACAAAUCAUCGAUGGCACCACCCGCCUUAUUGUCAGCAGCACCUCCUGGACACCCGACGAGGACUUUGGCCUGCUCCUGGAUUCCCUCGUCGCCUAUGCGCACCCGGAAGAAGCCGUCACCGAUAACGGCGCCGGGCGGCACCCUAUCCUGGCCAUCAUCACCGGCAAGGGCCCCCAAAAGGCCGAGUACGAGGAGAAGAUCAAGAACCUCCGCCUCGAGGGCAAGCUCCCCGGCAUCACGAUCCUGACCGCCUGGCUGUCCACCCGCGAGUAUGCCACACUCCUCUCCUGCGCCGACCUCGGCGUCUGCCUGCACAAGUCGAGCUCCGGAGUCGACUUGCCGAUGAAAGUGGUCGACAUGUUCGGCUCGGGUCUACCUGUGGCAGCGUAUUCUGCGUACGAGAGCUUCGGCGAGCUGGUCAAGGAGGGCGUGAACGGAUGCGGCUUUGAAACGGCCACAGAGCUGGCCGAGGUUUUGACAAGGCUGUUGAGUGAGGGCGGCAAGGACGAGCUGAGGAGUCUGAAAGCAGGGGCUGCGAAGGAAGGCAGCCUGCGCUGGGACGAAGAAUGGGACCGCGUCGUAGGACGUGUCGUAGGAGUGAUUGACAGUUGAAGUGCCUAGUCUUGCAGUUGUUUAUGAGGACAGACUCCACAAGACUUGUCUACAUACAUAUGCGUAAUAUCCCAUAAUUGGGACAAUUUCAAAUGGAGUUAUCAUCCAGAGACACCAAUAGUUGCCAGAGUUGCCAACAAGAAAACGGAACUUUGACAAUGAAGGAAACAAGAGAAGCCC
This is a messenger RNA of Colletotrichum destructivum, 2075 nucleotides long. RefSeq names its product Putative chitobiosyldiphosphodolichol beta-mannosyltransferase ALG1. Gene Ontology annotation, cellular component: endoplasmic reticulum. Gene Ontology annotation, molecular function: mannosyltransferase activity. The coding region runs from base 489 to 1895 and encodes 468 amino acids. NCBI's taxonomy places the organism in Eukaryota, Fungi, Ascomycota, Sordariomycetes, Glomerellales, Glomerellaceae. The record is from RefSeq and is a predicted model, not a curated record. The transcript has 2 exons.